Molecule: messenger RNA, 4518 nt
Organism: Conger conger (European conger)
Lineage: Eukaryota; Metazoa; Chordata; Actinopteri; Anguilliformes; Congridae
Product: vacuolar protein sorting-associated protein 8 homolog
Exons: 45
Coding region: 77-4231 (1384 amino acids)
Biological process (GO): endosomal vesicle fusion; protein targeting to vacuole
Cellular component (GO): HOPS complex; early endosome; CORVET complex
Molecular function (GO): protein binding
Source: RefSeq, a predicted model, not a curated record
UGCCACGUGAUUCAGCCUACUCGGUCAUAUGAUGAACAGGACAGAAAGGAAGACUUAGCUUUUGCCAUUCGCAAGUAUGUCUGAAAAUGAAGGAGAAGAUGUGCAUAGUUCAGAACUCUUCUUGGGAAUCAGUUUGCCCGAAACCGAAGAGUUGGACGACCAGGAGUUUGACAUUCCUCAAGUAGAGACAGCACCCACCCUGGAGAGCAUUUUAAAUGAGGACUCUUUCAUGGAGAUGGAGUCCAACCCCUUCUUACCUGAUGACUUUGCACUCUCCACACUGGAGGCAGGAGAGUUGGGUGGAGGUGACUUGCAGCCCCAGCAGGAGGAGGUGGAGGUGUCUGAGGUGGAGGUGGAAACAACGUGUGCCCCAGAAUACCAAUGGAUCAAAGAUCCUCCUCUUCCUGCAGUUGAGCAGGAUGGUGUUUUGCAUUGUCUCACUCUGAAAGGCGUCUCUGCCCAGGUCCUCUCUGCUGUGGGCCGAGUUGAAGGUGGAGGCCCAACUGCAAUGGCUGUCUGUGGCAUUAUAGCAAUAGGAACAUCAACUGGCCAGCUGCUCAUAUUUGACCCCAGUCAGGUUCUGAAGCUUUGUCUGGGGAGCCAGGCCUUGGGGGCCCAGCACGGGUCCAUAACUGCUCUCAGCUUCAACCGCGACGGCACUCGCAUCCUCUGCGGAUUUUCCAUGGGACCGAUUCUUCAGUGGGAUGUUGAAUCAGGAAAACUGCUUCGCACAAUUACCAUUGUUCCAGCAGGCACUGCAGUAAUCACUGUUAAGUUUACAGAUGACCCCACAGUUGCUGUGUGCAAUGACAGUAGCGGCUCUGUGUUUGAGCUUCAGUUCAAGAGAUCCCUGGGAGCGAAGGCGUGGGACUCGCGCUGUUUGUUCAACAGCGAGAAGGGGGCAGUGCGCUGUGUGGAGCCCCUGCAGCUCAGCGAGGAGCUCUCCGGACACCCCGCUGCUCAGCUCCUGCUGCUGGCCAUGGUGUCACAGCGUAAGCUCCUGGUUGUCUGUCAGAGACCGGAGGCUAGGGUGAUCCAUGCUUCCCCUCUGGUCAAGGUCCAUGGCGACUGUGUUCCCAGCCUUUCCUGGCACUUCCUGCGGAUAGGGGGGUCUGCUGAUCCCGCUGUGGCUUUCUGCCAGGGAUCCUGCUUGUGUCUCUACCAUGUCAAAUUUGGAAGUGAAAGUAUCUCUGUAGAGAAAUUAAAAGAAUUCAAUUUCCAGUUUGAAAUAAUAAACACCAAGUGGCUGCGGCCCAGAACCUUGCUGUUGGUAGAUGCUGCCGAGCAGAUUCAUGCAGUGGACAGGGACAGUGGGGAGCAGCUGCAGGAGUUGGAGCUGGAGAGUAUGGCCCUGGUCAGCACCUCUGCCCCCUACCCAACCAACCAGGCCUCAGAAGAAAACACCACCGCAAAACCGAGGGAAUACAAGAAGCUUACCUACCAGUCAGUGUGUGCACAUGGAGGUCAGGUUACCCUUCUGGGGACGAAGUCCGUGCAGCGGGUCACUUUGAAAACAUGGGAAGAGAGGCUGGACUGCCUGGUGGAACUGGGGCGUUACAUGGAGGCGCUGGCUCUUGCUUGGAAGUUCUUUGACCGGAGUGCCAAAGCAGUUGUGGGUCUUCCUGGGGACAUUCAAAUGCGGAAAGAAAAGGUUGCUAAUAAGAUGACAAAACUGCUGUUGGCCUAUGUGGAAUUGUCACUGAGAAGGUGUCCUGAGCAAGGAAAACUUCAGGUCAUGGAGGAGCACUUCCAGAAAACAAUCCCCCUUUGUGUUACUUGCUGCAUCAAGUUCAACAAAACGGAGGUGCUGUUUGGAGAGGUGUAUGAGAAAUUGAUUCACCAUUCAGUAGCGCUUGGGGUCCUGUUUGAGUGCCUGCAGCCCCACAUAUCUGCAGGCCGAGUAACAAGUAUCCCCCCACUGGUCAUGAAAGAUAUGGUGGGCCACUAUGAGGACCAGGGCAUGACCAAGCUUCUUGAUGACCUUAUACCCCACCUUAAUGUCAUGACCCUUGACCUCCACCAGGUGGUCAGUUUAUCCAGGCAGUACAGGCUCUGUGAUGUUCUGAUCUUUGUGUAUAACAAAGGAAUGAAUGAUUACAUCACUCCCAUUGAGGAAUUGCUAGGGAGCAUGGCCAGUGCUUCUCACGAGGUGAAACCAGAUGAACUGAUGACAGUCGGCAACAAGAUUCUAGUAUACAUCAGCUGUUGCUUGACUGGCCAAGCAUAUCCUUUUGGAGUAAUCCCAGACAACAUGGUUCAAACUGUGAAAUCAGAGGUGUUUACCUGCCUGACGAGCAUGCAGGUGAAGGGUUUUGAAGCAAGCGAAGAGCCUUAUCCAUUCAUCCGCACUUUACUCCAGUACAACACAAGAGAAUUCCUUAAUGUGCUAGCACUGGCAUUUGCGGACCUGGAGCAAGACCAGCAAGCAAUUGAAUUCCACCAGAGAAUGAUAGACAUCCUGCUACAGGUGAUGCUGGAGAGCACAGAUUUUAGCCCCUCCCAGAUCGGCAGCCUAUUCACCUUCCUGGCCCGCCAGUUAGCCAAGGCUGAGGACAAGCUGUUCGUCAACCGUCAGCUCUUCCACCAGGCUCUUGAUUUUCUGUGCAAUCCAGAGGACACAACACAACAUGCAGAGAGACAGCAGGCCUUGUUGGAGCUGUUGCAGGCUGGUGGGGCUGCAUACUUUGAGGAGAAUAAGCUUCUCGCCAUGGCUGAGGCUGUUCAUUUCUUUCAGGUGUGUGAGUUUGUGUAUGAGCAGAGACGUUUAUAUCACAGAAUUGUGACCUGCUACUUGAAGGAUCCUGCAAGAAAGGGUCAAGCUCUUCGGUAUCUACAUGAUGUCAUCUCCUCUGAUGAACUCACAGAGGAUGAGAGGGUCUUGUUCCAAAAUGAAGUUUUCUGUAACCUUCAGGAACUCCUGGAACUUGGUGCACGCCAGACCGCCACUCUCGUUCUACGUUAUUUCCAGGACAGCAUUCCCCUCAUCAUGGAAACCCUUCAGCAGGAUGCCAAAUUGCUUUUUGAAUUUCUUCACGGAGUGUUCAAUCCCAAAGUGGAGCCCUGGCCUUUCAAAGACGCUAGCCUCCUUGAUCACGACUGUCAUGAGCGCUACUUGGAGCUGCUGUGCCAGAGCCACCCAUCAUGGGCACUGGAGUUCCUCAAGCUCUCUGACCUGUAUCGGCCUGAAGAAGCAGUGGAGAUAACACAAAGACACAAGGUGCAUGAUGCCUUGGCAUACCUCCUGGAGAGCCAGGGAAACACACAGGGGGCGUUCUCAGUGCAUAUGGAGAACCUCAAAUCGAGUCUGCAGUCUGCAGCACCCUCUGCCAGCUUAGAGGAACCUGGAGGAAUCUGCGAAAGCCCUGAACUUCUUCAGACUGUCCGCUUACUACUCCGGGACCUCGUUGCCUUCUGUCAGCGGGCUUCGGUCACACUCGACUCCAAGCAGAGAGAAGACUUGUGGUUUCCUCUUCUGGAUUUCCUGAUGUCCCCAUCAGAGCAAUUACAAGGACCGGUUUCACCUGAAAUGGAGAGGGGUAUCAAAGACCUCACCAAGGAGGUAUUGGACGGAAUGACCUCCUACAUCCCUUUGAUGGCUAUUCUCCAGCGCCUUAUGCAGGAUCCUGUUUACAGUGUUGGGAAAUAUGGAGAAAUAAAAAACCUCAUCUUUGGAAUACUUGAUGCUUACAUCUAUGAAAAGACCCUCCUUGAAGCUACCAGCAACCUGCUGAGCCAGGACCUGCACUGGUCCCUAUGCAGUCUGAGGGCGGCCGUGACACGCGGCCUGGCCCCUGUCCAAAAGCGCUGCGGAGUCUGCUCCCAGCAGUACACCCGGGCCACCAGCCAUGGGGACAGGGUGGUCCUCUUCAGCUGUGGGCACAUUUACCACCACGCCUGCCUGGAGAGCAGUCUGAGCCAGCAGGAGAGCCAGGCGGAGGAGUGGGCCUGCUUCAAGUGCCAUGCCCCCAACAAGAAGUGGACCCCCAUCACCCCCAAACGAGUCUCCCAAGACCCUCAGUGCUUGGAAUUAGAUCCGGGUCAAAUUGCUGCAUCAGACUGUCUGAGAAGGGUUUUCAAGAAUCAGUCAAGGAUCUCAAUUCUGAUGGAUCUCAUCAGACAACCAUGCUCCAGCAUGGACUCAAGUAAGCCCGGAAGUAUCUUCAGACACACAGGGAUCUUAGAAUCGGCGGAUUUAAAGCUAAACCUGGCUCCGCCUCCUUUAAUAGACUAGGGUUGCCUGUAGGGUUGCCAAUGGGCUGUCAAUUCCACUAAUGAUGCAUCCCAUAAGAUGGACCUAUACCAUAUACUACUCAAAUAUAUGAAUGUAUUUUAUAGCUGGCCAUAUAACUGAAACCACUGUAUUAAAGCCACCAGGGUUGGAUUCAAGUUCCAGUUCCUUCCAGUCAAUUUAGAAAAUAUACUUAAAUUCAAUUAAUUCAUUAAUAAAUGUCCACAAUGUUGCCUGGAGUUUUUUUUUUCAGUUAAUAAACUGAAUUAAAAUUCAUUUUCUGAAAUGAA